Panicum virgatum (switchgrass) is the source of this 850-nucleotide messenger RNA. RefSeq lists its product as uncharacterized. The transcript is spliced from 2 exons. The record is from RefSeq and is a predicted model, not a curated record. Lineage: Eukaryota; Viridiplantae; Streptophyta; Magnoliopsida; Poales; Poaceae. The coding region runs from base 58 to 777 and encodes 239 amino acids.
CAUCCGGUUUUCGCGUCCUUAUCCUCUCGUCAACAGUAAAGACCAGGCGAAAGGGCGAUGGAAAGCGAAUCCGCCGGCGAUUCCGCCGGCGCCUUUCCUCUCCGGUGGCCGGGAUGCCGUCGGAGAGGGAGGGGGCCGGGGGAAUCGAUGGGCGGCCUGUAUAGGGUAGCUAGUUUUUUAGCUUCUCCUAGGUUUAGCUCGCCAUCGUCGUCGAUGGCGGAGCUGGUGAUGCCGGGAGCGGCGGUUGUGCAGCAGCUCCGGCGGCGAAUAAGUUGUGUUGCCGGCCUCGACGAUGACCCUCACGUCCUUGCCGGCGACAAUUUUGGAUCUCUUCAGCUCUCUGGCGAUGAUGGUGGUGGCAUCGUCUCCGGCGUCUGGAUGAGGUCAGAUCAGGGUGCUCCUCUCUGUUUCCCUGGCAGUGGCGUGGUCUCCGGCAAGGAUCCAAAGAGUAGUGCCGGCUUUGUCUCUGGCAGUCCAGGGAUGGAGCUGCUGGAGACUUCUUCUUCUCCUCCGUCGGUGGGAUUGCCGAUGUUCGUUCAACGAUUUACAUCCACUUCGGCUGGAGCUUCGUGGUGGUGGGUUCUGCGGCUUAACCAAGGUUUGGGAUCUGCUGAUGGAGGAGCGGAAGAUCUGUGCUUCGAUUUGGCUUUCGGUGCUCGCCGGACUGAAUCGGAGUUGGGGAAGAUGAUGAACGGGUGCUCCAUGGACUUGGUUAUAAUUUUAAUUUUCUUUUUGGACCUAUUUGUAAAAGGGGAGAUGUACUGUGCUCCAGUUUAAUAUUUCUUCCCUUUCGCAAAAAAAGUAAGUAAAGCACCCAGAGUCACCAGCUAUACUACUACACCCACAACAA